AUGGCGAAUCUAGUGAGAACAGCUCUUUGCGGACUUGAUGGAGUAUUGAAGUACAUGAAGUUCUCGCCUUGUUAUUUGAUGGCGAAGCGCGAUUUUAAACCUAUCACAACGGAUUUGUCCGAAAAAUCGAUUUUGAUCACCGGAGGCAACUCUGGAAUUGGUCUUGAAGCAGCUGUCAAACUUGCUAGACUCGGUGCAAAUGUCCACAUUGCUUGCCGAAACGAGUCGCGAGGUAGCGCUGCAGUCGACGAAAUCGUCUCAAGAGCAAAUGUUUCAAAAGAAAAAGUGCAGCUCCACCUGCUCGAUGUUUCCGAAUGCAAAGAUGUUCAUAAGUUCGCGGCGGAUUUUUCAAAAAUGCUCAAGGAAAAUGAAGAGAAACUGUAUUGUCUGGUGAACAACGCAGGUGGAAUAAUCAACGAAAGGAAGAAGAAUAGCCAGGGCUAUGAGAUGAAUUUCGCCACGAACACUCUGGGAAUGUACAUCCUUACAAAGAGCCUUCUCUCCUCAAAUGCCCUUUCUGCUGGUUCCCGUGUUUUUUCUACAACUUCCAGCUCGAUGAUGAUCGUGCCUUGUGUAACUGAAGAUCUCAACUUUGAAAAAGGAAGUUUUGAUAAAAACGGAAUCAAUGCUUACGCCUUCGCUUGCACACAAAAACGCCAUCAAGUUAUUCUCACUGAUGUUUGGGCUGCGCAAUAUCCUGACAUUUACUUCUGUACCGGACACCCAGGCUACUGUAACACCAAGGCAGCGAAGGACACGCCGUUUUAUACUGUCCCCGGAGAGUUUAUUUACAAUUUGGGAGCUAAAGCCAUUCGAAGCCCUGAAGAAUCAUCUGACUGUAUUUUCUUCGCCGCCGCCGCUGACAAAUCUGACCUUGCCCCGUCUGGAACAUAUUACACCGACCGAAAACCCGCGGCAAAGCACUAUUUUGGAACUCAGGAAACUGAGGCCGAUCGACAAAAACUCGUUGCGAUAUUGGAUGAUAUUUACGAAUCUACUAAAGAAUAA
Messenger RNA from Oikopleura dioica, 1008 nucleotides. Lineage: Eukaryota; Metazoa; Chordata; Appendicularia; Copelata; Oikopleuridae. The record is from the annotation of a GenBank genome assembly.